AUGGCCAGGAUCCAGGUGGCUGCCGGUAUAGUUCUCAUUGGUGGGGCCUUUCGUCGCUUCUCUCCCGGCCUGAAUGUCUGGAAACGACGCUUUACCAGGCUCACCAGCUUCACGGCCGGCUCGAUGUUUGUCAUUACCGGUAUACGUGAAGUUUCCUACUUUGACAACCCGCACUCGAAUCCCCUCUAUGUGGAGAUCCAGUUGGCAAGAGAACUAUCCUUGUUGAACCCAGAAAACAAGGGCGUGGUGAACAGAGGUAGCUACUGGUUGGGGCCUAAGAAUUUCAUGCCCAUGAACAAUGAACAGUACUGGAAGAUGGUUUACACUAUGGAGGUAAAUGAAAUAAUGGCCGACCAAUACCUCGAAUCUCCAUUGUUGGUUCAGUAUAAAGAGAUUCUAGACAGAAAAUAUGGUCCAGACUCAAAGGUUGACUUGAAGGCAAGAGAAUUGACGGCUAGAAUUGAAGACAUCACCAAGGGCGAUGCCGGAUUGCCUGUUCAUUCUUGUAUGAGUGAAAGCAGCAAUGUAUUUCCCCUGUUCACUAGGGAACUGAACACAAAGAAGUCUCAAACGUUGAACUUUUGGACAGUCAACAACCCACUGGAUUCGCUUCAGCUACAGGAAUACAAAGAUUUCUACUCUUACGAAUUUCCUAGAAUGAAAUACCCAGAAGUUUCCAAAUGA
Molecule: messenger RNA, 684 nt
Organism: Pichia kudriavzevii
Lineage: Eukaryota; Fungi; Ascomycota; Pichiomycetes; Pichiales; Pichiaceae
Exons: 1
Coding region: 1-684 (227 amino acids)
Source: RefSeq, a predicted model, not a curated record